Molecule: messenger RNA, 669 nt
Organism: Trichophyton benhamiae CBS 112371
Lineage: Eukaryota; Fungi; Ascomycota; Eurotiomycetes; Onygenales; Arthrodermataceae
Exons: 1
Coding region: 1-669 (222 amino acids)
Biological process (GO): positive regulation of ubiquitin-protein transferase activity; protein neddylation
Cellular component (GO): ubiquitin ligase complex
Molecular function (GO): ubiquitin-like protein binding; cullin family protein binding; ubiquitin conjugating enzyme binding
Source: RefSeq, a predicted model, not a curated record
AUGGAGAUCCCAGAUGACCCUGACAGCCCUGAUGAAAUUGGAAUCAAUGGGGCUAUGAAGUACUUUGGUGACCUUCAGGUCAGGUUAGAUGAGGUCGCCUGUCUUGCCGUAGCCGAGCUAUUACGUUCUCCAUCCAUGGGAGAAUUUACCCGAGAAGGGUUUGUCGAAGGAUGGAGAGGAACUACUGAGUUUGCUUCCCUGGAACCCUUGUAUUCAGCUCUUAUAUACUCACAGCUUUCUAGGUGUGAUACCAUUGAGAAACAAGCCUCUUAUGCGAAUGGCCUACGCAAACUGUUAUUGGAUGACCCAAAUUACUUCCGACGAGUAUAUCGCUAUACAUUCUUAUUGUGUCGAAUGCAAGGCCAGCGCAAUGUUAACAUAGAACUUGCUGUUGAACAGUGGCAGCUUUUCUUCACCUCAGAGAAUGGCGGCGUUGCAUGGGAGACCAAGUCCGUGCCAUGGCUGAAAUGGUGGAUCGAAUUUAUUGAAACUAAACAUAAGCGCCCAAUCAAUAAGGAUCUAUGGGAGCAAACAGAGGUUUUGAUGCGCAAAACCAUGGAGGAUGAGUCCAUGAGUUGGUGGAGCCCUGAUGCUGCUUGGCCGGGAGCUAUCGAUGAUUUUGUUGCCUUUGUUAAAGAGAAGCAGGGAGCGACGGCAAUGCAGCAAUGA